ACUACGGUUGCAAACAAAUAAACAGCAUCGAUCAUUUGGAACCAUGAAGCCUACAUUCCUUACCACCCUUUCUCUACUACUCUUUGCCUUAGCCACCUACUUUCCAUUAGCUUUUACUGAACAAGUGCGUGACUCAAAUGGAAACCCUAUUUUCUUUUCUAGUAGAUUCUAUGUUAAGCCAUCUAUAUUUGGAGCUGCUGGUGGUGGAGUAAAGCUUGGUGAAACAGGAAACUCAUCAUGUCCACUUACUGUACUUCAAGAUUAUUCUGAGGUCGUCAACGGUCUCCCGGUAAAAUUUAGCACUGACGCUGAAAUUUUUAUUGAUUUGAUAUCUACAGACACGUCAAGAGUGGAUAUUGUAUUUCCAGAAAAGCCAGAGUGUGCCGAAUCCUCGAAGUGGUUGCUGAUUGAAGAUGAUUUCCCUAGACCAUGGGUUGGUAUUGGUGGUAUUGAAGACUAUAUAGGUAAGCAUAUCAUAGAUGGUAAGUUUAAAAUCGUGAAACAUGGUUUUGGAUACAAACUUGUGUUUUGUCCUACAUUCACUGCUCCACCAGGUCUUUGUCAUGAUAUUGGGAGGUAUGAUGAUAAGAAUGGACGGCGUCUCAUUCUUACAGAAGAUGAUCCAUAUGAGGUUGUCUUUGAGCAUGUUGCCAUUGGAACUGAGAGAUCUGUUGUUUGAAUUAGAUGGCAAGCUAUUACUAUUGAAUAAUACGAAGUUAUGUAAUAUUAGCUCUAUAAAGGUUAUGCAUGCUAUAAGCCACCUAAAGAGCCUACUAUUAGGGUUUAAACGUGUAUUUAAUCCCUAAAAGAAUAAUGGAAAUUGUUGUUGUGUUUGUUUUAAAAUUA
Messenger RNA from Medicago truncatula (barrel medic), 846 nucleotides. RefSeq names its product kunitz-type trypsin inhibitor-like 1 protein. NCBI's taxonomy places the organism in Eukaryota, Viridiplantae, Streptophyta, Magnoliopsida, Fabales, Fabaceae. The transcript has a single exon. Bases 44 to 679 code for a protein of 211 amino acids. Gene Ontology annotation, molecular function: endopeptidase inhibitor activity. The record is from RefSeq and is a predicted model, not a curated record.